CAUUCCAUCUGAAUUACUAUAUUUUGUUUACUGAAAUUGAAAUAGGACAAAAAAAAUUGCAUUAUGUAAGUGAGGACUUUAAGUUCUCCUCUUUGGAAGAAAGUGAAAUGAAGUUAUCUGUAGACCACAUCCUUAUGUACAACCUUGAGAAUUGAUAAUAUAAUUCAAAUCCCAAAAAGAACUUUUUUCACUAGCCAAGAAUUAGCACAUCAUGGAUUAUUUUUUCUGGUUUUUCUUUUCCUUUGCCAUAUUAGUUAAUAGUUAUUUAGGUUCGUCCAUGGACGGACCUUCAAUUAAUGUGACGAAGCAUAUCUCUUUUCGAGAUUUCAGUUCUAUUAAUCCGAGAUUGAAGCAAGAUGUUACACUUCUUGGUAGUGUUAUCGUCUCGGAUGAAAAAAAAUCCGUUCAAAUUCCUGAUCCUGAGCGAGAAGGUGAUGAUCUAAAGCAUCUAGCAGGACGAGCUAUAUAUUCUUCACCGAUCCGUUUCUUUGAUCCUCAGACUCAAACACCGGCUUCCUUUGAAACGACUUUCUCGUUUCAAUUUGAAGUGAAGUCCUAUUCAGGCAAUGAGGCGUCAGAUCAGGGGAAAUAUGUAGGUGGUAGUGGUCUUACUUUUAUAAUCGUCCCGGAUGAAUUAACUGUUGGCCGUGCUGGUCCGUGGCUUGGGAUGCUGAACGAUUUGUGCGAUGAGGAUUAUAAAACAGUAGCUAUUGAGUUUGAUACACGGAAGAAUCCUGAAUUUGGUGACCCGAAUGAUAAUCACUUGGGCAUUAAUUUGGGUAGCAUAGUUUCAACUGCAGCGAUUAAUGCUUCUGACGCUGGAGUUCAAUUGAAUGACGGAUCAGUUCACAGAGUUUGGAUAUCUUACGAUGGGCGAAAGCGAUUUGUUGAAAUUCGUCUUGCACCUGAUGGCAGAGGAUAUCCUUCUAAACCAGUUUACUCUGGUUUACUUGAUCUUUCACCUUACUUGAAUGAGUAUAUGUUUGUUGGAUUUUCAGCUGCUACUGGAAACCAUACACAAAUCCACAACAUUUUGUCAUGGAAUUUCACCUCAAUUAGUCAAGCUUCGCUUCGAAUUCCUUCAACAGAGACAUGCCAGAACAAAAUCAUGCUUCAAAAUAGCACACAAUCUGAAAAUCUUCAUCGGAAAACGCCUAAUAGUUUCUUUAUUUUCCUUGCUGUUGUCAUUCUUCUGGUAGUCGUUCUUAUUAACCUCUAUUUCAGUAGCUACAAGCGAGAUAACAAUUCUGACGAAGCAUUCCCUCUGCCUGAGAAAAAGCAGAGACCACGGCCACCAAACAAGGCACGCCGCUUCACAAUAGCUGAGAUCUCCAUCGCAACAAGGAAUUUCAGCGAGUUACAAAUAUUAGGCAGUGAUGAGAAGAGCAUUACGUACAAGGCCACGAUACUAAACGGGUGCAACGUUGUUGUAAAACGAUUUUUAACUCAAUUUUUCAACACACACGGGUUUGAAAAGCGUCAAUUUCACAAGGAAAUCAAGGCUAUCACCAGAAUUCGUCACCCGAAUUUGGUCCCGAUUAGAGGUUGGUGCUAUGACAACCAAGAAACAAUAAUUGUGUACGAUUUCAUCCCAAAUGGAAGCCUCGAUAAGUGGCUGUUUGGCGUUGGCGUCUUGCCUUGGACGAGGCGUUUUAAGGUCCUUAAAGAUUUAGCAGAUUCUCUUGUCUACCUUCAUUCAAAGCAACUCGCUCACAAAAACGUUAAAAGUAGCAGUGUGUUUCUUGACGUGAGCUUCAGAGCAGUAGUUGGUGAUUUCGGGUUUGUGCUUACUUCAGCCGGGUCAACCCGGUUUGAGGCCAUGGUGAGUCAGACAGCUGAUGUGUUCGAGUUCGGAGUAGUCGUGCUUGAGAUCAUUGCGGGUCGGAGCUGGAAGUCCAACCCGGGAGAACGGGACUUAUUGGAUCUUGCAUGGGCAAUGCAUGAGGUACAACAGAAGGAAACUCUAGUGGAUCGUAGAAUGGGCGCGGUCGUGAACCUGGAGCAGGCGAUUCGGGCAUUGGAUAUCGGGUUGCUCUGUACGUUGAACGAGAACAAAGGAAGGCCUACUAUGGAAGAAGUGGUGGAGUUCCUAAAUAUGGAGAAACCGAUACCAGAGUUGCCAUCGGGUCGACCCGUUUGUUUGUUCCCGUACAGCAGCACCACAGGCUUAUGCAGCGGGUACGCUUGUACAACAUUCAAAUGAAGCCACGUGUCUUGUUGAUCAAAGCAGCCAAUUGGUUGUUCACGUUCCACUGACAAAAUCAGAAAUUGUGCAGUGAAUCAAGAUAGGAACAGCAUGAAGAGGAAGAAGUAGAAAGGAAGAAGAAGAAGUAGAAAGGAAGAAGAAGAGAUGAAGAUGCAGUCUAAGAAGAAUCAGAACAGAAUUGUAUUAGUAUUCUAAAGUGUUAAUCAUGCUUAUUUACAUCAGUGUAUAUAUAUACAAUAACUAAUACAUAUAACAACUAUAACUAACUCAUAACUAAUUCUCAACUAACUAGUUAUCUUAUUUACACA
Solanum pennellii is the source of this 2514-nucleotide messenger RNA. Its product is annotated as L-type lectin-domain containing receptor kinase VIII.2-like. The record is from RefSeq and is a predicted model, not a curated record. The transcript has 2 exons. Gene Ontology annotation, cellular component: plasma membrane. Gene Ontology annotation, biological process: protein phosphorylation. Gene Ontology annotation, molecular function: protein kinase activity; carbohydrate binding; ATP binding. Lineage: Eukaryota; Viridiplantae; Streptophyta; Magnoliopsida; Solanales; Solanaceae. The coding region runs from base 212 to 2203 and encodes 663 amino acids.